GCGCUGCUGCCGCUAGUGAGUGAGAGGCUCAGUGUGUGACAGAGAGUGGGACCCUCAGCCCGUCUGUGACAGAGAGUGGGACCCUCAGCCCGUCUGUGACAGAGAGUGGGACCCUCAGUCCGUGUGUGACAGAGAGUGGGACCCUCAGCCCGUGAGUGACAGUAAGUGGGACCUGUGAGUGACCAUAACAGUGUGUGACAGUAAGUGAGGGGGAGGCUCAGUGAGUGACAGUGAGGGGGAGGCUCAGUGAGUGAAAGCUAGUGAAAUCUGUGAGUUAAAGUAUCCGUGCCCUGAACCUGCAGUCUAAAGAGGUCUCUGCACCCAGUGAGUUAUAGGGAGCUGCUGUGCUCAGUGUCUGGGAUCUGUUGCACAGAGGUGUUUGCUCCCAGAGAUCUGCUGCACCAGGAUCUAACUAAAUCUACAGAUACAUGUUACAGACCCUCACUCUGCUGAUACAUGUUACAGACCCUCACUGUGGGAGCUAGGAUAUGUUGUGCACCCUCACUCUGGGAGUUGAUACAUGCUGUGGACCCUCACUCUGGGAGUUGAUACAUGCUGUGGACCCUCACUCUGGGAGUUGAUACAUGCUCUGUGGACCCUCACUCUGGGAGUUGAUACAUGCUGUGGACCCUUAGUGUUCUGAUACAUUUUGAGGACCCUCACACUAGGAGCUGAUAUGUUGGACCAUCACUUGAGGACCUACUGAGGUUUCUGCGCACUCUGCCUAUUGUUUGUACACUAAGGAUCUGAUUACUUAAAGUUUACACUUGGCCUCAGUCUGUUGGAUUCUUGCUACUGUUAUUGGCCCUAAUUGUCAUUGCUCCUCUUAUUGCACGUUUCAGACACCGUUCUGUCUUGGGAUUUGAUAACACCAAGGACCUCAUUAACCCAGUUCUUAUGGAGAUAAGCCAUUAAUAUCUUCAUCUUAAUUUGCAGUCUAUCACUGCUUAUCAUCCUGGAUUUGCCUCCUGGGUCUAUGCGGAUUUAUAACAUGCCUCCUGUAUGGUGUUUGCUGCCAGUGUUGGCACUGGUGCACAUGCUACCCGGACUCUGCAACUGCUCAGAGCCUCCCUGCCCCCUUCCAUGCACUUGCACUGACAAUCUAGUGGACUGCAGCAAUUUGGGAUUGACUGACCUGCCUGACCUCCCAGCAUGGACAACCCAUCUAAACCUGAGCUUCAACAAGCUGACAGAGAUCAACCCUGACGUGUUUCAGGAGCUACACAAUCUACGGGAAGUGCAAGUGGGCUACAAUGCUUUAACUGCAAUUCCAUCUAUGGGAUCUUCUUCCUCCAAUAUUAUCUCACUGUCAAUGCAUCACAAUAAGAUCCGUACCAUUGAGCAAAGUCAGUUAAAAUCCUAUGUUGCGCUGGAAGCUUUGGACCUGAGCUCAAAUGAGAUUACUGAAAUACGCAAGGGAAGCUUCCCUCAAGACCUUCAAAUUAAAGAACUUCACCUGGGGAACAACAAAAUCAUUCAUUUGGAUCCUGGAUCAUUUGACAACUUGUCCCGGACUCUGCUUACUCUUCGCUUGAGCAAAAACCGAAUAUCCUACCUUCCUGUCAAAGCGUUCAAGUUGCCCAGACUGACUCAGCUGGAGCUGAAACAGAAUCGAAUCUUCAAGAUCGAAGGGCUAACGUUUCUAGGACUGGAGAGCCUGGAAGUUUUGAAACUGCAGCGUAAUAAAAUCAGCAAACUAACAGACGGUGCUUUCUGGGGCCUCUCAAAAAUGCAGAUCUUGCACCUGGAAAAUAACAGCCUUACGGAAGUGAAGAGUGGUGCUCUGUACGGGCUCCUGUCUCUUCAGCAGCUUCACUUAGGCAACAAUUCCAUUUCGAAGAUCAGCGCAGAGGGAUGGAGUUUCUGCCAAAAACUGCAAGAGCUAGUCCUUUCUUACAAUAGAAUCACCAGAUUGGAUGAAGGGAGCUUGGCAGAUCUGGGGACCCUGGACACACUGCGUCUCAGUCACAAUGCUAUCAAUUACAUUGCAGGGGGAGCUUUCAAAGGAGUGAAAAGCCUCCGAAUUUUGGAGCUGGACCAUAACGAGAUCUCAGGCACAAUAGAAGACACUAAUGGGGCUUUUAUCGGCCUGGACGCUCUAUCUAAGCUAUCUCUGUUUGGAAACAAGAUCAAAUCUGUGGCCAGUAAAGCGUUCUCAGGCUUAGGGACCCUGGAGCACCUGAAUCUUGGAGAAAAUGCAAUUCGUUCUGUGCAUCACGAGGCUUUCCUGGAACUGCGGAGCCUGAAGGAACUCCACCUCAAUAGUGACAACUUGUUGUGUGACUGUCAUCUCAAGUGGUUUCCGGAAUGGUUGUCCAGUAGGAAUUUGCAGUCGGAGGUGAAAGCCACAUGCAUAUAUCCAGAGUCUUUGAAAGGCCAGAAUAUGUUUAGCGUGCUGGCAGAAAGCUUUGUAUGCGAUGAUUUCCCUAAACCGCAAAUAAUUGCCCAGCCCAAUAACACAAUGGCGGUUGUUGGCAGCGAUAUCAGCUUCACCUGCUCAGCUGCCAGCAGCAGUAACACCCCUAUGGUCAUCGCAUGGAAAAAGGACAGUGAAUUGCUACAUAACGCUGAGGUGGAGAACUUUUCUAAUGUAAUAGAAAACGAAGGCGAAGUGACAGAGUACACUACAAUUCUGCACCUGCGUAGUGUGACAUUUACGCACGAGGGGCGGUACCAGUGCAUCAUCACCAACCAUUUUGGUUCCACUUACUCUGACAAAGCUGAACUUACUGUGAACGUUCUCCCAUCAUUUAUGAAAACCCCUCAAGAUAUCACGGUGCGGGUAGGCUACUUAGCAAAGCUGGAGUGCGCAGCAGAAGGGCAUCCUGUCCCGGAAAUUGCUUGGCAGAAGGAUGGCGGAACAGACUUUCCCGCAGCCAGAGAGCGGCGCAUGCACGUGAUGCCGGACGAUGACCUGUUCUUCAUUAUGAAUGUUAAGAUUGAAGAUAUGGGAAUAUACAGCUGUACUGCCCAGAACAGCGCUGGCUCGGUAUCUGCUAAUGCAACAGUAACCAUACUCGAGAUGCCGCAUUUAGUUCACCCACUGGAUGACCGUAUCGUAUCUGAAGGUGCCACAUUAGCUCUUCAGUGUAAAGCAAAUGGUAACCCUCCACCGCGGAUCACAUGGCUCAAAGGGGACAAAUCACUGGUAACGACAGACCGGCAUCAUUUCACUCCUGGGAACCAGCUUCUGAUCAUUAAAAAUGUGGUGCAGGAAGAUGCUGGCAAAUAUACCUGUGUAAUGUCCAACACGCUGGGCACAGAACGCGCCAGCAGUCACGUCAGCAUCUCUCAGACGGCCGGCUGUGGGCCCGAACAAGCAAGGGCAGAGGGCACCAUGACAUUUGGUAUCAUCACCAUUGCAGUGGUGUGUAGUAUCGUCCUCACCUCUUUAGUGUGGGUGUGUAUCAUCUACCAGACCAGGAAAAAGGCAGAGGAGUACAGUGUGACCAACACAGAUGAAACGGUUGUACCCCCGGACCUCCCCAGCUAUUUGUCAUCUCAAGGUAUUUCCUCCAGUGAUGGAACAGGGGCCACUAAUGUUGAAGCAUGUACUAUGGGCUACAGAAAGCCCAGGAUCUGCUUAGGAUGCAGCGGUAAUGAGGCUGGCAAACCAGCGGACACCUUGUUCAGUGCAGAGAACGGUGGCUAUGGCUUCCCAGUUAUGUGCACUAAUUGCUACAAUGGCCCUGUGUACCACGAGGACACAGACUACAGCCCACAAAUAUUAAAAUCAGAAGACUACACAUACCAGAGGCCACCACAUGACCAGCACGGGGACAACAGUGAGAAUUGUAGCUCCUCCACGUGCCAUCAGAGCCAUGGGCCUCUAGGCAGUGAUAAAAAGGAUUCUGUUGACUUUGCGUAUCCUAGCAACCAUGAAAGGAAGUCUCCAUUGGAUACACAAACAUCACAUGCACUGAAUUCAAAUACACAAGAUUCAAAUCUAGAGCCUUUACUAAACCCAAGUGAAUCUGAAGGACAUCAGACUCUCUCUGCAUCAGACUGUUUAACACAGCAAAUACUCAAUCCUCUCAAAGAGGAGAAAAUCAAACAGACAAUGCUUUCAAAUGGACAAUUGUCAGCAGCGAUAAACUUAUCUGCUUCAAGGAUCAAGUGAAUGAAAUCCUAUUGCUUUGUGCAAUUCUCUAAUAGACUAUUUCAUAAACUGAGGUCCGAAGCGAAGCCUCGUGCGCUAUGUGAGAGUCACAUACCUGGACGUUAAAUGAAUGUAGGUUUUGCAUCUGCAGCACAAAAAUGCAAGAAACUUUGUAAGUAAAGAAAAAUGUAUUUGAUACAUUGUACAUAAGAGAUUUCAUAAAUAUAUAUAUAUAAAAAUAUGUAAAUAUCUUAAGAAAUUAUAGAAUAUAAAUUUCUAUAUCUUUUACAGAGUCUAUUUUAAUCCAUAGUGCAUGUAUAAUACAUUUUACAGCUGUGAAUUUUAGGUGCCUUAUUGCAGAAAUAACACUACAUGGUAAUGGUCUCGGUGCUAUAGGAGUAUCGCAGGCAAUAAUGACAGUGUGCACUGUAUUAACAACUGGUUCUGUCACACCGAGCUUUGUAGCAAAGCCCAAAAAGGGCAAUUUUAUUUGUGCUAAAAUCUGGAAAUGGUUUCAGAAAUGAUCAUGUAACAUUAUUUAAAGCAAGAUGGAUUUUUAUUGAACAAUUAUCCAUGUUCUGGGUUUAUAAAUAAGGCAGAUGCUUUAUUAUCCAACUCAACUGUGGUAAAAACAUAUUCAUCAAACCAAAUGUCCCACAGGCACCAAACAAGAGGUUAUGUGUAAUGGCAGUAAAUCAGAGGUCUAGGUGAGUCUCUAUUAAUUACUAAUGGGGUUAGGCGUUUUUUGUUGGAAUCCAUAAACUAUAAAGAUGGAGAGAUUUGAUGUUAUUAGGAAAGUCUACCAAUAAAACAUUUAAGUCUGUAGACAUUAGACUAGUUUGGUGUCACAUUGUGCCGCAGUGUUUGCGUUACCUGUCACUUCUGCACAUAGAUACUAUAUGUGCGUCACCCUGCAACACUGUGUACUGAGGCAGCAUAGAAUGUUAGUGCAGAAAUAACUAUAGGAGACCGGGCACAGGAGAGUAUCCUGUAUGUAUGGGAGUUUGUACAAUAACAGUAAAUGCAGCAUCCCACCCCCUGCUGUGCAAGUCACACAAGAGUAUAUAUCUGCUGCUAUGGCGAUUGUCAUAUGAUGUUUAUGUGGAUGUGAGUUAGAUUUUUUUAAAUGAGAUUUAUAGUAAAGUUUCACUGAACCUGGGAGUGUAAUAAAGAGAAUUCUAUGGUAGCUCGUUGUGUGCACAGAUCGGCACCGCGCAGUAGCUCGUAGUGUGCACUGCACAGUAGCUCGUUGUGUGCGCAGACCGGGCACCGCGCAGUAGCUCGUUGUGAGCGCAGACCGGGCACUGCGCAGUAGCUCGUAGUGUGUAGUCCGGGCACCGCGCAGUAGCUCGUAGUGUGCAGACCGGCACCGUGCAGUAGCUCGUAGUGUGCAGACCGGCACCGCACAGUAGCUCAUUGUGUGUGCAGACCGGGCACCGCGCAGUAGCUCGCUGUGUGCAGACCGGGCACCGCGCAGUAGCUCGUUGUGUGCAGACCGGCACCGCGCAGUAGCUCGUUGUGUGCGCAGACCGGGCACCGCCCAGUAGCUCUUUGUGUGCGCAGACCGGGCACCGCGCAGUAGCUCAUUGUGUGCGCAGACCGGGCGCCGCACAGUAGCUCAUUGUGUGCGCAGACCGGGCACCGCGCAGUAGCUCGUAGUGUGUAGUCCGGGCACCGCGCAGUAGCUUGUAGUGUGCAGACCGGCACCGUGCAGUAGCUCAUAGUGUGCAGACCGGCACCGCACAGUAGCUCAUUGUGUGUGCAGACCGGGCACCGCGCAGUAGCUCGUUGUGUGCAGACCGGCACCGCGCAGUAGCUCGUUGUGUGCGCAGACCGGGCGCCGCCCAGUAGCUCUUUGUGUGCGCAGACCGUGCACCGCGCAGUAGCUCAUUGUGUGCGCAGACCGGGCGCUGCGCAGUAGCUCAUUGUGUGCGCAGACCGGGCACCGCGCAGUAGCUCAUUGUGUGCGCAGACCGGGCACCCGCGCAGUAGCUCGUAGUGUGUAGUCCGGGCACCGUGCAGUAGCUCGUAGUGUGCAGACCGGCACCGCACAGUAGCUCAUUGUGUGUGCAGACCGGGCACCGCGCAGUAGCUCGCUGUGUGCAGACCGGGCACCGCGCAGUAGCUCGUUGUGUGUGCAGAUCGGGCGCCGCGCAGUAGCUCGUUGUGUGUGCAGACCGGGCGCCGCGCAGUAGCUCGUUGUGUGCACAGACCGGGCACCGCACAGUAGCUCGUUGUGUGUGCAGAUCGGGUGCCGCGCAGUAGCUCGUUGUGUGUGCAGAUCGGACGCCGCGCAGUAGCUCGUUGAGUGUGCAGACGGUUUAACGCCAACCGUAUGGAUUAGUAAUAUUUUUCCUAGUGACAAAACUUGAAAUUUAUUCUUAAAAUGUAAUUUUAAUCAGAGCACAUAUUUUUUAUAUAUAUAGAAGCACUUUGUGAAGCCUGAUGCUUUCUAUAAGAUACCUAGUUAACCUAUGGGAGUUGCUUAAGACAGUGUUUCUACAGUGUUUAAAGGGACAUUUUACUGCAAAAUAUUUGUCACCCAAAUGAAAGAGCAGCAAAAGAAAAUAAGUAAAAGUGUUUUAGAUUAAAAUUUUCUUUCAUAAUUUAGAUAGAAUACAAUUUUAAACAACUUUCUAAUUUACUUCUAUUAUCCAAUUUGUUUCAUUCUCUUUGUAUCAUUUGUUGAAUGAGCAGCAAUGCACUAAUGGUUUCUAACUGAACACAUGGGUGAGCCAAUGACAAUCUGUAUAUAUAUGCAUCCACCAAUCAGCAGCCAGAAUCUAGGUUCUUUGCUGCUUCUGAGCUUGCCUAGAUAAAUAUUUCAGCAAAGGAUAACAAGAGAAGGAAGCAAAUUAAAUAAUAGCAGUAAUUUGGAAAGUUGUUUAAAAUUGCAUCAUCUGUCUGAAUCAUGAAAAAAAAUUUUGGGGUUUCAUGUCCCUUUAAAUCUAAUUUACCAGUAGCAGUUGUGCACUUCUUGUUGGUACCUGUCAGCCUUACGGGCAGCUGGUACCUGUCAGCCUUACGGGCAGCUGGUACCUGUCAGCCUUACGGGCAGCUGGUACCUGUCAGCCUUACGGGCAGCUGGUACCUGUCAGCCUUACGGGCAGCUGGUACCUGUCAGCCUUACCGGCAGCUGGUACCUGUCAGCCUUACAGGCAGCUAGUAGAAAGGAAACAUCAGUUACAAUAUUAGUUUUAAUAUAAAGAGUUUUUUAUUUUAUUAUAUAUAUAUAUAUUUUGUGUGUGGGGCGCAAUAGAAAUGUAAAGAGCACGCUCAUUUGAUAGUGAUGCAGCAUAGCUGUAAAAAGCUGACAGGAAAUAUCAUCUAAACAUCUCUAUGUAAAAAAAAGAAGAUAUUUACCACAAAAUGUCUUCAGCUCACCAGAGUAAGUGCUGUGUAAACAGUUAUUCUUCAGCUGCUGUCCAGCCACAAGGUGAAAAAAACAAAAUGUUGGCCAAUCGGCAGUGCUGAGGUAAUGCUUUGUUUUUACUGUGAUCCCAUAAGAUUUCAUAGACUUUACUUAAACUGAAUAGGAAAAUAACGACUGUGCUGCACAUGCCAGAUGCACACUCCUAGUAAGUCCUGGGACAAGCAUCCUGAUUGGCUGCUUAAAGUCUCUUUACAGUGGGGUGUGAAUACUCAGGAAGUUUUGAGGUAAAAUAUAUUUCUUUACAUAGAGAUGUUCAAGUGAUAUUUUCUAGUCAGCUUUUUACAGCUAUGCUGCAUCACACUUUCAAUGCUUUAACAUUUGGGUAUCAUGGCCCUUUAAGUAAAUGCUUCAAACUAAGCAACUAUUUGAAAUACUGAAUUAUUACAAUGAUCAGGUAUAAAAUUGGGAUCUGUGAUUGUUUCCGCACAUUUGUUAAAACAAAUUGGCCGCAUUAGUUCAUUCUAAACUGUGUAAAAAAAAAAAUACAUAUUUUUUCCAUCUAUCUAAUGUAACAUUCAAAUAUCAAUAUAGAAAUGUUGAUUUUCAUGGACUUCAGUGCAAGUGUCACAUCUGAAUCAAUAUAUGUUAAUAUCCAUUCUGCAGAAAUAUUCAAAUGGAAGAACAAAUGUCAAGGUGAACAUUUUAUAAUUAAAAUAUCAAAGUUCCAAUGUUUGUCCAUCCCCAAUGUAAUAAAUAUAUUAAACCACAUUAAUAGAAAAACUCACUGUGCCGAGGAAUUUAUAUUUUUAAUUUUACUGUAAACGUCUGAUUAGUAAAAUGUAAAUGUUAGUAUUUAUUGUGCUUACACAGCUGGUAAAUUGAAUUGUUUCAAGACCAUCCCAUAGUAGGAAGGAAAUCAAACAAAAAAAACUAAGACUUAUUCUAAAACUGUUAUAUUUGAAACCUCUUUAAGCUAUUGUUUUUGUACAACGUGCACAUUAAAGGGACAGUCUACACCAAAAUGUGUAUUGUUUUAAAAGAUAGAUAAUCACUUUAUUUCCCAUUCCCCAGUUUUGCACAGAAAACAGUUAUAUUAAUAUACUUUUUACUUCUGUGAUUAUCUUGUACCCAAGCCUCUGCAGAUUGCCCGCUUAUCUCGGUUCUUUUGUCAAACUUGUAUUUUAGCCAAUCAAUGCUGACUCCUAGGUAACUCCACGUGCGUGAGCACAAUGUUUAUAUGACACACGUGAACUAACACCCUCUAGUGGUGAAAAACUGUCAAAAUGCAUUCAGAAAAGAGGCAGAUUUCAAGGUCUAAGAAAUUAGCAUAUGAAUCUCCUAGGUUUAGCUUUCAACUAAGAAUACCAAGAGAACAAAACAAAAUUGGUGAUAGAAGUAUAUUGGAAAGUUGUUUAAAAUUCCUGCCCUAUCUGAAUCAUGAAAGUUUGUUUUGGACUAGACUGUCCCUUUAAAACCUGUCUGAAUGCAUUAGAUUUAGCACAAUUAAAUAUUACCACUAAUGAAAUGAUUUCUUGUAUUUUUCAAGGUAAACUACAUUUGCCACAUUAAAUAUAGAAAAGCAAGCGUUUAUUUUUCAAUGUUCUGACUUCCUUUAUCUAUAGGAAAAUGCUGCUUCUGAGAGGCAAUGUGAAAAGGAAGUGUUAGCUCUGUGUACAAAGUUAUUUAUUUAUAGAAAUUGUUACAUUAAAACUCCUGACCAUUAUUAAAGUUUCUAACAAA
Molecule: messenger RNA, 9212 nt
Organism: Bombina bombina (fire-bellied toad)
Lineage: Eukaryota; Metazoa; Chordata; Amphibia; Anura; Bombinatoridae
Gene: LRIG1
Product: leucine rich repeats and immunoglobulin like domains 1
Exons: 19
Coding region: 977-4120 (1047 amino acids)
Molecular function (GO): protein binding
Source: RefSeq, a predicted model, not a curated record